AAUAACAGGUAGGAUUUGAUUAGUGCAACAAUGGAUAUGCAACACGAUACAAGCAGAACGUUCCGCAGCAUUCACGGUUCAUUGGGUGGACUUCAAGAUCAUCUCUCGAGUAUUGAAAGGAAGGCUUUGCAUCGAACAAAGCAAAAGACCUCAGAUAUACACUUGAAGUUUCUGACAUUGCUGCGACCUCAGCCCAAGGCUUCAGACGGCGAGAUCCAUUUGCGUUUGACUCCACUGUCCGAAUAUAAUACUAGUUCGCCGUACGUUGCAGUAUCGUACACUUGGAAUCAGCCUGCUGGACUUCAAGACGUGUAUGGUAAAGCAUUGCCAAGAUACAGGAUCUGGACAAAUGCAGAUCAACCAAGGGAGCCAAAGUGUCCCCUGCUGGUGUUGCAUCGAGCGAUGGCCUUUGCGCGAGGUCGACUUGCAGUACCUCUGAUAUGGAUCGAUCAGGAAUGUAUCGAUCAAGCAGACAACGUCGAUAUCGAAAACCAUCUCCAAGUAAUGGAUGAGAUUUAUCAACGAAGCGCGUUCACUGCAGUCAUUCUUUCCCGCAUGAUCUUCCGAUCGGAAUUCUUCGAAGCUCUCAACGCAAUCUCCAAUGGGACCGAUAUGGAAGUGGACUUUCUCACCAAUCAAAAACUUUCGAUCAGAAGAAGAAACUUACACUUAGCAUUAAUGCAUCUUGCGGAAGAUUCUUGGUUCACUCGAACAUGGACAUUUCAAGAGAGACAUUGUGCUGGACCCUGCUUUUACCUUAUCCCUGUAGAUCCCGAACUGUCGGGUUGUGAACGCAUUUCCGAUUCAUUCUGCGUCAGUCAAGCCAACCUCCACGCCAUCUGGAAAACAGCAGAGCGUUUGUCCGCCGACAAAGACUCGUGCAGUCAACUUAAAGAUUACAACAUCAUUGCUCACCUAAGCAUGCUCAUCAAAUACCGAUUCGAUGCUUCCCGAUCAAACGAUCACAACCCUCUUUCCAGCACUUCGACCAGCGAACUCCCACUCUUUUACGCGGAAGCAUUUCAUGGUACGGAGAGAUGCGACAACGAUAUCGUUGCAGAUCGAGUUGCUAUUUUCUCCAAUGUCUGCCGUUUUCGUUGGUCUCUCCAGUCGACCUUACUUCGAAACCCAGAGAUCAGUUACAGUACAUGUAUCUUAGCACUCCUCAUACUGAACUUCCGAGCCAAAACCGGGUUGGCUACUAUUGAUGACCGUCUUUUGAGCCAAGCGAUGGACAUGACGAUUGGCGAUUUUUUACGUGUGUUAGCGGAGAUUCAUACCGAGGCCUCAGAGGAUCAAUCUUUCGUUUCUCCCUUUGAAGAGUGGCUUGGUGACCCGGGACCACAGCAUCUUGUGUGAUUCGCCUUUGUAAGGAUCAGCAGGACCAACUGAGAUUCGUGUAUGUGCCUGGUCUUGAUCUUUGUGACCGCCACGUGGAUCUUUUGAUGAGGAUAUUUGAACUGAUUUAAAUGGGCGAUUAGUACUUUCGU
This is a messenger RNA of Aaosphaeria arxii CBS 175.79, 1490 nucleotides long. RefSeq lists its product as uncharacterized. The transcript has 3 exons. The record is from RefSeq and is a predicted model, not a curated record. The coding region runs from base 31 to 1359 and encodes 442 amino acids. NCBI's taxonomy places the organism in Eukaryota, Fungi, Ascomycota, Dothideomycetes, Pleosporales.